Messenger RNA from Camelina sativa (false flax), 1086 nucleotides. The record is from RefSeq and is a predicted model, not a curated record. NCBI's taxonomy places the organism in Eukaryota, Viridiplantae, Streptophyta, Magnoliopsida, Brassicales, Brassicaceae.
AUGUCUUUACCUAAAGCGUCGCUUCUUAGAAACUUAAACCUCAAACUUGACAAGAAAGCUGCUUCCAAAGUCAUAGAUUAUCUGCUAUUCCCAAACCUUCCUCCCACUCUCCUUCAGAUCUCAAUCACUUCUUUAUCUAGGAAUUUUUUAGCUUUCCCAAAAAACUUUAAAGUUUUCCAAACACUAGUCGUCUUAAAACUCCAAGGCACUAUUACUCUAGAUGCUGUUGUUGUUUCUCCUGUUUGUUUCCAGUCCUUGAAAAGUUUGCAUCUCAUAAGUGUGUUGUUGUCAUCCAAAACGUCUUUGGAGAGACUUUUAUCGGCUUGUCCUGUUCUUGAAGAUCUAUUCUUCGAAACAAAUAGCUAUAAUCGCACCUACCCUUUCACCAUAUCAGUACCUUCUCUACAGAGAUUACACAUCACUGACCAUGUCCAUUAUUCUAAUUACGGUGACCUAAAAUUCGAGAUUAAUGCUCCUUCUUUGAAGUACUUAAAGAUGAUGGAAUGGAGUGGUUGUAUUAAAUUCGUUGAAGAUAUGCCGAAGUUGGUGGGUGCAAAAGUUACACUUUCAAAAUCCCAAGCUGAGAAGUUGAUCAGAUUGCUUACCUCGGUAGAGUUUCUUUCAAUAAAAAAUAGACAUCCUUCAAUGGUUCUACCUCUUGCCAAUGGAAUUUCUCAUCAGCUACUUCGUCUGAAACUAGAUAUUUACCACAAACUUCCGCUUAAUCUGCUUCUGCAUUUGCUCAAACAUUCCCCUAAACUACAAGUUCUCAAGCUUCACGUGAACCAUUUUAGUUAUACGACCCGAGGGACCGAGGAUCAACUUCCUCCAGUCUCUGCACCGAUCUUGGUUCCUGAAUGCGUAUCCUUCCAUCUUGAAACUUUUGAAUUGAGAAGCUUUGUAGGAAGAGAGGAAGUGAAAGAAGUCGUCGUUUACAUUCUGCAAAACGCUCGUCACUUAAAAACCGCUUCAAUCCUUAUAUAUUCAGAAGGUCCUCCAGGUGGGGAGAAUGAUCCGAUGCUGAUCAAGGAGUUGAAAUCUAUCUCUUUGGCUUCGAAGUCGUGUCAGCUUGUAGUUCGAGUUUAA